UUUUUUGCACAAAACUUUAGAUGCUCCUUUAUCUGAAAAGAUUUAGUCAGAUGACAGAUCCAUCUCUCUCUCUCUCUCUCUCUCUCUCUCGCUCUCGCUCUCUCACUCUCUCGCUCUGGUCAGCAUUCUGCACUCUCUGGAAAAUUCCUCUUGUGCUGGCCGACGCUGUUUUGUUUGCAGAGGAAUCGGAGGGGAGCUGCCUCACAGAGCACUCCCUCCCAUGUCACGUUUUGUUAUUCAAAAAGAUCCUGACACGUCGCCAGGGUAGGGAGGGAGGAAAGAAAAAAAGGCAUCCUGCGAAUCUCCAGGCAGACAGAUAGAGGCCUGGAGGAGAGAAUAGCCAUGAGGAAACGAGGCCUGACGCAGCCAUGUGUUAGCCUCGCUAUGAACUCGCGAGUGCUGAUGUCACUUGCUGCGACGCUCUGAUGACACCCGGUUGCCAUGGCAGCAGUGCAGACGCCCCCCGAGAGGAGGUAAAGCUCAUGAAGUACAUCUGCAAGCAGCUGCAGUGCAAGCUGAAGGUUCCAGAGACCGAGCGACCGCAGGCCCUGGACACGUACCCGCGCCUAGGGGACUGGCUACGUACCGUCAGCCUGAGAGCCGAACUCAUAGCGGUGCUGCCUGUGAAGUUGUCGUUGGAUGCCUUGCUGCAGAUGCCCGGUGCUCAGGUGCGAGAGACUAUGAGGAGCCUGGGAGCCACUGCGGAGGAGUGCGUUCGGCUCUGCGCUGCCCUCGCCUGCUUAAAGAGCGCCACCGAAUCAGGAGAGUGUAGUGAAGAUGGAGGCUGCUGGUUUUCUGAGCCCUCUCGACGAGACAGCGGAGGACUAACCCCAGCAGACCAGAUCCCUUUACUUGGAAGUCUAACACGCCCUCAUAGCCCCUCCCCUCUUGCUCGGCCUCCUACCACGCCCACUACACCCACCGUGCCCACCACACCUCUCAUCCCAUGCCUUCACUCACGCCAUCUUCCACCCAACCCCGAGGCCCACAUCUACCACGGCUAUGCAGAGAGCUUGACAGACCCCAGUCCAUAUUAUUCAUCCUGGCCUGUCCGUGUUCAUGGACACUCCUCCACCCCACCCAUAACUCCGCCCUCAAAGCGGAGGCACCGCCUGAAGCCACCCUGUACGCCGCCUCCACCAUCACGCAAGGUACUCCACGUCCUGCCCAACAUCACCCUGACACGCAGCAAGAGCCACGAGAGCCAAUUGGGACACCGCAUUGAGGACACGCCCACCAGCAAGUGUGGGAAGAAAAAUAAGCUGUUUCUGAACGUCCAGAUUAACGGCAAUGCUUGCGACGAUUUGCCGUCUCGCUCCCCGCUGCUUUCCACCCGGACACACGGUGCUGUGCCAGCUACUGCCCCCUACACCCUGCCUGGGACACCAACACUGCUGGAGGAACAUGGAGGCCUGAGGAAUAACAUCGCAGUCCAUCGCAGCUCUCCGCAGGCAGUGAGGAGAGACAUCGGGCUGGCUGUCACUCACAGGUUCUCCACCAAGUCGUGGCUCUCGCAGACGUGUCAAGUGUGUCAGAAGAACAUGAUCUUCGGCGUAAAAUGUAAACACUGUAGGUUAAAGUGUCACAAUAAAUGCACGAAAGAGGCUCCUCCCUGUAGAAUAUCCUUCCUCCCCAUCACGAAGAUCCGGAGGACAGAGUCCGUGCCGUCGGAUAUCAACAACCCCGUGGAUCGCCCGGCCGAGGCGCCGCAGUUUGGCACGUUACCAAAGGCAAUAACUAAGAAGGAUCAUCCUCCUGUGCUGAAUCAGCUGGACUCCAGCAGUAACCCAUCGUCCACCACGUCCUCCACGCCAUCAUCUCCUGCCCCGUUCCAGCAGAGUAACCCACCCAGUGCCACCCCGCCCCCCAACCCUUCACCUAAAAACCACCGGGACAAUCGCUUUAACUUCCCAGCUGCCUUCUACUUUCAGCAUAGACAGCAGUUUAUCUUCCCCGAUGUGUCCAGUUCCAACACGCUUCACCCAGAAGGUCUACCAGACACAGUGACUGAGACGGAACCAUCAGAGGAGGACGUGCACGCUGAGCUGGCUGAGCACGAAGACAGUAAGGAGGAAGAGGAAGAUGAGGAUGCAGAGGAACAAGAUGACGUGAGCGCAGAGGAGGAAGACGGGCAGCAGGAGGCUGAGGAGGAGGAAGAGGAAGAAGAGGAGGUGAGCUUUGAAGAGACAAACGGAGGCUCGGAUGGUGAAGGAGACGGAGAUGAGCUGGAUGAUCUGCCCAGCUCAAGAGGCAGUGGCCCCUGGAAGGGUCCUGUGUCACGCAAGGCCAGUCAGACCAGCGUCUACCUGCAGGAGUGGGACAUUCCUUUUGAGCAGCUUGACCUGGGCGAGCUGAUUGGAAAGGGACGCUGGGGACGGGUACACCGUGGCCGCUGGCACGGCGAGGUGGCCAUCCGCCUGCUUGAGAUCGAUGGUAACAAUCAGGACCACCUCAAGCUUUUCAAGAAGGAGGUGAUGAACUACAGGCAGACACGUCAUGAGAAUGUGGUGCUGUUCAUGGGGGCCUGCAUGGCACCUCCACACCUUGCCAUUAUCACCAGCUUCUGCAAAGGCCGGACGUUGUACUCAGUCGUGAGAGACACAAAGAACACGCUAGACAUCAACAAGACGAGACAGAUUGCCCAGGAGAUCGUGAAGGGAAUGGGUUACUUGCAUGCGAAGGGCAUCGUUCACAAGGACCUGAAAUCGAAGAACGUCUUUCAUGACACUAAUAAAGUAGUAAUCGCUGACUUUGGCCUUUUUGGGAUCUCAGGAGUGGUUCAGGAGGGAAGGCGAGAGAACGAGCUGAAACUUCCUCACGGCUGGAUUUGUUAUCUGGCUCCGGAGAUUGUGCGCAAGAUGAGCCCCGGCAACAACGAGGACCGCUUGCCCUUUUCCAAUGCAGCUGACGUGUACGCGUUUGGCACUAUUUGGUACGAGCUGCAAGCGAGGGACUGGCCGAUCACCAACCAGCCGGCAGAGGCCACCAUCUGGCAGGUGGGCAGCGGAGAGGGCAUCAAGAAAGUGCUGGCAGAGAUCAGUCUGGGCAAAGAAGUCACGGAGAUCCUGUCAGCCUGCUGGGCUUACGACCUGCGUGAGAGGCCCACGUUCACGCAGCUGGCCGACAUGCUGGAGAAGCUGCCCAAGCUCAACCGCAGGCUCUCGCACCCUGGACACUUCUGGAAAUCAGCAGAAAACUGCACUAACAUCUAACAUCAUUUUCUUAUUAAUAAACCUCCUUUUUCCUUCUGCUGAUUUGCCUGUUAACAUCCUAACCUCUUGCUUUUCUCUCUUCUGUCUGACUUUCCUUUUCACUGGCCUUUAGGUUGUAGCUGAAACACUAAAGCAAUGCAAAACUUAAAGCCCCGGAUCUGCCUUGCAUGCUGAAAUAAAGAACUGGUGGAAACGAGACGCACUUCCUGCUCUCGACGUUCCGCCGUGUGAUCUUCCGCCUUUGCUUGCUGUCCUCGGAGGGGAGUGCGCUUUGGCAAUGCACGGAUACUGAGCGACUCUCGUCUCCACCCGUUUUUGAUUAUUCCCUUUGGAGUGUGCGCUGUCAGCCCCUUUCUUCACUCUCUCCUCUCGGCGUCUUGGCCGAAUCUGGACUUGUGAGAUGUAGCGUCUGCCCGGUGGAAUUUUUCUCCCUCUCGUGGCAGCCUGUCCUUCCUCCCUUUUUUGUGCUAGGAAACUUCUUGACUUCUUAUCCCUUGUGACUGGAUGCAUCGCACCCUCUCUUCCUUCUUCCUACACUUUGUUUUUGGGUUCCGGCUCCUUCAACGAUGUGCACUAUUGCUUCUCUGAUACACAGGCUCACUCGUCACGGUCUUUGUGCACAGACUGACUGUAUAUGCUGUCACACACUCCACAGUGUUGUGGCGCCUGAUCAACACCAAAAGUCUUUUAAAGAAACAGAACAGCCAAAAAUAUAUUUUUAAUCAGAAUGUAGUCAGUCAACAUAAACACCUUGGUGCUGGCGCUAGUUAGGAAAGUGAAUAAUCUCUGGUCUGUCGGUGUGUGGACUACUUGCCUAAAUCAUUGCACUACUCACCCCAGGAGAUAUUGUUAGCUAAAAGAACACUGUGUACCUGUAAAAACAGUAAAAAGUAAAAAAAACUGUAAAAACGAUUCAUCUAACGAAAAGUAACACAAAACUCAACGUUAUGCUUAAAAUUAGUAAGACACACAAGCAAUUUGUAUAAAUCUUUCAUCAAAAGUAAAGUUGUUUAAAGAGCGGUAUGUUCAGAAUGUUACGUAUUUAGCCGAUUACUAAAUUACAGAGCAGAAGGCUUGUUGCAAAGUUUAAGGCAAAAGACUAACACUAGCUUGAUACACUAGAUGCUAUAUGCUAAAGAAUAGCUUCAAAUUAGCUUCAACUACAUAGCUGUGCCAUCUCUAAAAAAAUAAACAAAACAAAAACAUAAACAAAAGUUUAACUAGCCAUACCUGAUUUUAAAAGCAAACAUGCUAAUAUAUUGCUAUGAGGAAUGCCAGUUGGUAGAAUCAUACAAUUUAAGAAGAAAAAUGACCUAUUUAAUGUAACUUCAUCUUAACUUAAUGUAGUUUGAGACAAGUGUGUGAUAGUUUUAAUAUGAUAGAAAGAUAACAAAGGAGUUUUCUUUAUUUUUUUAUGUACCAGGUUUUGUUUAGCUAGCUAGCUCUGAAAUUUGCUUCAAAUCAGCUUCUAUUAAUCAAUACAACUGACAUAUAUAUAAAACCAUGCUAACAUCUUGUGCUAGCUAGCUAAUAUUUUCACUAGCAAUGCUACUAUUACUGUUCAUAAGUAGCUAGAAUACACAUGGAGACAGAUAUGCCUUUCAUAGAAAGAUAAGAUAGAAAUAUUCUGUAGCAUUCUUAUUUUCAGUACGAAAGGCUAGCUAGCUAUAUCAGAAGCUACUUUACGUAAUACAAAUAGAUUCGCCUUCAUAAUUAUGGCCGUUAAAAUAGUGAAAGUACAAACUAAAGCUUUGAUUUUAGACGUUACUGUGCUAACAACUAGCGUAGUUUAUAGCUUCUCUAAAUACUUAAAGACUUUUCACAGAAUUGACUUUUCUUAGUUGACUGGCUGCAAGAUGACUGCUACUUGCGGAUAGAUAGAUAGAUAGAUAGAUAGAUAGAUAGAUAGAUAGAUAGAUAGAUAGAUAGAUAGAUAGAUAGAUACCACUGUUGCAUAUAGAGUAAAAAAAAAAGUUUCAGAUUUUUUUAAGGUAAACAAAAUGAUUUUUUUUAAUGUUUGGACAUUAUCACUUUGGGGGGGGCGGGAGGUUUGCGGAAUGCUAAAGUAAAGCUAGCUAGCUACACUAGAUGUUACCUCGUAAAAAUAGACUAAAACUUGCUUAAUGACAUAAAUGUUCAGCUGCUAAAAUAGUUUAAGUAACUACACACUACUUUAGUUUAUACGUAAGCAUGCUGAGAACAUACUAGUAGGAAAUGUUAGUUAAACCAACUAGCGAUGCUAGCAAGGAAUAAUCUUCAAAAAAAACAAGGUUUGUUUAAUUCAAAAUACUAAACCUAGCUACAUUAGAAGCGGCACUAAACUGUAAUCAGUUAAAUAGUAAAAGACACUGCAAACUACUUGGUUUUACAAGUACUACUACUAGAAAAUGUGAACAAACAAACUAGAUGGCUGAUAGCUUUGCUAGCAAACACUGCUGCUGCUGCUGAGUAUCAAGACCGGCGAUUUCUGUUUGCUGUUUAUUACUCGAUCUGUGAAGUUUCUGCUUUUCACUUCAGUAGUUUGCAGUGAUGCUGUGAUAUUUUUAUUUUUUAGUUAUUUGUCAUAUUCAAGAUGGUAAUCUUGCUUUUUAGGUAUUUUAGCUUUGGGUUAAAUGCUAAAAACAAGCUUGACACACCGGACAUGUCUUUGUUGACUAGCUACAUUUGGAGUAGGAAGGAAAUAAAAGGGUGUAAAUGUGUAUUUUUGGCUGAACUGUUUGUUUAAAAGUGACACAAGGUUUAAGAAUAUAUUAAAAAAUAGACAUGCUGGAUGAAGCUCAGCUGUGAACGCUAACAUACCCAUGGCCCCUGAGUCAGGGCAAUAAAGUGAAGUGUCUUGCUGAGGUAAACGUCUGUGUACUUGAGAGUGACAACGAGCCAAAGAGAAGCUCUGCUGUUUUUAUACAUUUUGUUUUAAUUUCCUCCUUAUGUAGCGUAAAAUGUUCAAUAGUCAUAGGAAGCAGUGACACGGCCAUGUUUCAUCGAGCUAGUAACCGUUACCUCUUGUAAUGUGUAUGUGUGUGUGUGUGCGUGCGUGUAUGCGUGUGUGUAGUGGCGCGUGCUUGCGUGUGUGUCAGGAAUAAUAUGAUGUAAGAAUAAAAGCCUGGAGUGUAUCGUGCUUUGGAAAACACUGAUGACUUGUAAGAUAUACGUGUAACAAAAAUUUAUUUAUUGUACAGCGAAUGAACCUAAUUCUUUUCAUAUUUAUAUGGACGUUUUAUAUAUAUUAAUAUAUACUGUACUACAUUUUGGAAUAUGUAUUGCUCCCCUGUUCCAGAUGUAUAUAUCUCUAUAUUUUUUCAUGUACAAAAAAAUGCUGUAAAAUAGUUGUACAUUUUUUCCUUUUUUUCUUUUUUUUUAGAAUGGGUCGAUACAUGUUCUGUCAUGUACAAAUACAUAUUUUUGUAUUGCAUGUGGCUAUUAUUCUGUAUAUGAUCCACGUUUUUUCUGUUUUCCUCCUUGAGAAACAAUAAAGCUGUGCUCGCAUUUCUAACAGCGUGCA
This is a messenger RNA of Hemibagrus wyckioides, 6714 nucleotides long. It is a transcript of the gene ksr1a, whose product is annotated as kinase suppressor of ras 1a. Gene Ontology annotation, biological process: protein phosphorylation. Lineage: Eukaryota; Metazoa; Chordata; Actinopteri; Siluriformes; Bagridae. Gene Ontology annotation, molecular function: protein kinase activity; ATP binding. The record is from RefSeq and is a predicted model, not a curated record. Bases 426 to 3212 code for a protein of 928 amino acids. The transcript is spliced from 20 exons.